AUGAUGGCCAUGGAAAAUGGCUCUUCAGUAACUGAGUUCAUCCUGGUAGGAAUUACAGACCAACCUCAACUCCAACUGCCCUUCUUCCUCCUCUUCUUAUUCAACUAUGUGGUCACUGUGCUAGGGAAUUUUAGCCUCAUUAAUCUAAUAUGCCUCAACUCCCACCUUCACACACCCAUGUACUUUUUCAUCCUCAACCUGUCCUUCAUAGACCUGUGCCACGCUUUCAUCAUUACCCCUAAAAUGCUGAUGAGCUUUGUGGUAGAGAAGAACAUCAUCUCCUUUGAAGAAUGCAUGACUCAGCUGUUCUUUUUCUGUUUCUUUGUCCACUCUGAGUGUUAUGUCCUGACAGCCAUGGCCUAUGACCGCUAUGUGGCCAUCUGCAAGCCCCUGAUGUACACAGUCACCAUGUCGCCUCAGGUCUGUGCUCUGCUGAUGAUUGGGUCAUACGUGAUGGGGUUUACUGGUGGCAUGGUCCACACGGGGGACAUGCUCAGGCUGUCCUUUUGCGAUGACAACGUCAUCAACCAUUACAUGUGUGACAUCUUCCCCCUCCAGCAGCUCUCCUGCAGCAGCACUUAUGUUAAUGAGCUGGUAGAUUCCAUUCUUGUGAGCGCAGUUGUGAUAACAUCCAGCUUCAUUAUUUUCAUUUCUUAUGCACUGAUUCUCUCCAAUAUCCUCCACAUGUCUUCCUCUCAGGGCUGGUCCAAAGCCUUCAGCACCUGUAGUUCCCAUAUCAUGACUGUUGCCAUUUUCUAUGGUGCUGGCAUGUUCACACAUCUCAAGACCUCUUCUGAUGGUUCCUUGGGCCAGGGGAGGUUCUUCUCAGUAUUUUAUACCAACAUAGUACCCAUGUUAAAUCCUCUCAUCUAUAGUCUAAGGAACAAGGAUGUCAAACUUGCUUUAAAGAAAACUCUAAAGAGAAUUGCAAAUUAA
Molecule: messenger RNA, 936 nt
Organism: Talpa occidentalis (Iberian mole)
Lineage: Eukaryota; Metazoa; Chordata; Mammalia; Eulipotyphla; Talpidae
Product: olfactory receptor 143-like
Exons: 1
Coding region: 1-936 (311 amino acids)
Biological process (GO): sensory perception of smell; G protein-coupled receptor signaling pathway
Cellular component (GO): membrane
Molecular function (GO): odorant binding; olfactory receptor activity; G protein-coupled receptor activity
Source: RefSeq, a predicted model, not a curated record